Molecule: messenger RNA, 2588 nt
Organism: Phyllostomus hastatus (greater spear-nosed bat)
Lineage: Eukaryota; Metazoa; Chordata; Mammalia; Chiroptera; Phyllostomidae
Gene: HSPA2
Product: heat shock protein family A (Hsp70) member 2
Exons: 1
Coding region: 141-2054 (637 amino acids)
Biological process (GO): protein refolding; vesicle-mediated transport; cellular response to unfolded protein
Cellular component (GO): cytoplasm; nucleus; plasma membrane
Molecular function (GO): ATP hydrolysis activity; misfolded protein binding; ATP binding
Source: RefSeq, a predicted model, not a curated record
GAGCGAGGAGCCUAGCCCAGAGUAGCGGGAGACACAGUUUGCGCUCGUGGUAUCAGGUGCAAGGCAGCCGUUAGUUGACUCCGCGGAUUUUCUGUCCCUGGUGUUCUUGCCUAACGUCGCUUGCCUAUCUUUCAGCCAGGAUGUCUGCCCGCGGCCCGGCUAUUGGCAUUGACCUGGGCACUACUUACUCGUGCGUGGGGGUCUUCCAACAUGGCAAAGUGGAGAUCAUCGCCAACGACCAGGGCAACCGCACCACCCCCAGCUACGUGGCCUUCACCGACACCGAGCGCCUCAUUGGCGAUGCCGCCAAGAACCAGGUGGCUAUGAACCCCACCAACACCAUCUUCGACGCCAAGAGGCUGAUCGGACGUAAGUUCGAGGACGCUACAGUGCAGUCGGACAUGAAACACUGGCCGUUCCGGGUGGUGAGCGAGGGAGGGAAGCCCAAAGUGCAGGUGGAAUACAAGGGAGAGAUCAAGACCUUCUUCCCAGAGGAGAUCUCCUCCAUGGUCCUCACUAAGAUGAAGGAGAUCGCCGAAGCCUACCUGGGGGGCAAGGUGCAGAGCGCAGUCAUCACCGUCCCGGCCUAUUUCAACGACUCGCAGCGCCAGGCCACCAAGGACGCGGGCACCAUCACGGGCCUCAACGUGCUCCGCAUCAUCAACGAGCCCACGGCGGCGGCCAUAGCCUACGGCCUGGACAAGAAGGGCAGCGCGGGCGGCGAGAAGAACGUGCUCAUCUUUGACCUGGGCGGCGGCACCUUCGACGUGUCCAUCCUGACCAUUGAGGAUGGCAUCUUCGAGGUGAAGUCCACGGCCGGCGACACUCACCUGGGCGGCGAGGACUUUGAUAACCGCAUGGUGAGCCAUCUGGCUGAGGAGUUCAAACGCAAGCACAAGAAGGACAUUGCGCCCAACAAGCGCGCAGUGCGGCGGCUUCGCACCGCCUGCGAGCGCGCCAAGCGCACCCUGAGCUCCUCCACACAGGCUAGCAUAGAGAUCGACUCGCUCUACGAAGGUGUGGACUUCUACACGUCAAUCACCCGCGCCCGCUUCGAGGAGCUCAACGCUGACCUGUUCCGCGGGACCCUGGAGCCGGUGGAGAAGGCGCUGCGCGACGCCAAGCUGGACAAGGGCCAGAUCCAGGAGAUUGUGCUGGUUGGUGGCUCCACCCGCAUCCCCAAGAUCCAGAAGCUGCUGCAGGAUUUCUUCAACGGCAAAGAGCUCAACAAAAGCAUCAACCCCGAUGAGGCGGUGGCCUACGGAGCAGCGGUGCAGGCGGCCAUCCUCAUCGGAGACAAGUCGGAGAACGUGCAGGAUCUGCUGCUACUCGACGUGACCCCGUUGUCGCUGGGCAUCGAGACGGCUGGCGGCGUUAUGACCCCACUCAUCAAGAGGAACACCACGAUCCCCACCAAGCAGACGCAGACCUUCACCACCUACUCAGACAACCAGAGCAGCGUGCUGGUCCAGGUGUACGAGGGUGAACGGGCCAUGACCAAGGACAAUAACCUGUUGGGCAAGUUCGACCUGACCGGGAUUCCCCCGGCACCCCGCGGGGUCCCCCAGAUUGAGGUCACCUUUGACAUCGACGCCAAUGGCAUCCUCAACGUCACCGCCGCCGACAAGAGCACCGGUAAAGAAAACAAAAUCACUAUCACCAACGACAAGGGUCGUCUGAGCAAGGACGACAUUGACCGGAUGGUGCAAGAAGCGGAGAGGUACAAAUCGGAAGACGAAGCCAAUCGCGACCGUGUCGCCGCCAAAAACGCCGUGGAGUCCUAUACCUACAACAUCAAGCAGACGGUGGAAGACGAGAAGCUGCGGGGCAAGAUUAGCGAACAGGACAAAAACAAGAUCCUCGACAAGUGUCAGGAGGUGAUCAACUGGCUCGACCGAAACCAGAUGGCGGAGAAAGAUGAGUUUGAACACAAGCAGAAAGAGCUGGAAAGAGUGUGCAAUCCCAUCAUCAGCAAACUUUACCAAGGCGGCCCUGGCGGCGGCGGCGGCGGGACCGGAGCCUCCGGGGGACCCACCAUCGAGGAAGUGGACUAAGCUUGCACUCCAGUCAGCGUAAACCUCUUUUCCUUUCUUUAUUAUUUUUUAAACUUAAUCUUCAUUGUAUUUUUCUCAUUACCAUAUAGUCCCCUUAUAUCCCCCUUCCCCCUUCUUUAUUUUUUUCCUUUUGUUUUUGUUUCUUUGAAAUGUCCUUGUGCCAAGUAGAGAUCUAUUGUUGGAAGUCUUUAGCCCGGUGUAUACAUAUGAAAGGAAAGGAGCAACAACUUAGUUUAAUUAUAAAAGGUUAGUUCUAAAGUUUGACUUUUAAAAACAUUAUUUGAGAUUUCUUUUAAAUGCAUUUUGCAUGUUUGCUGACUUGAGCAAUUUUGGUUAGCUUAUUUUUAGAUGGGAAACCUUAAGUUUGUGCACAUGUUCUAUGGAAGCUUGGUAACAAUAUAUAGAAGCUUGAAUUGUUUAGUUUUAUGUGCUAAGGAGGAAAGUCAACAUUGCAGUAAAGUCAAGAAUAGGCAUUCUUUUUGCACACAAUUGCAUAAAUACAAAUUUAAAGUAAAGCUGGAAUUGAUUUCAAAA